CGCCAUAGCCAGAAUCCGUUUAAGCUUUUUGCAAAGGCCUUGUGCCUCUAAACCCACCACUCAUUUUCUCCUCCCGACGCGGCCGUCCUUUCUCUCUUUAUAUAUCUAUCUUGCAUAAAAUGGCUCUCAAGGCCGUCCAUGUCUCUGACGUUCCUCACCUCGAUCAGGUGCCGGACAAUGCCUUACUGGAAAUUUGCCCAAAUCGAGUCUCCAAAGGUGUGGAAUUGGGAGGGAAUGCGUUUAGAGCCUCGAAGUUCUUGGUUAUAGGGCAUAGAGGGAACGGUAUGAAUAUGUUGCAAUCUUCAGAUAGGAGAAUGAGAGCCAUUAAAGAGAAUUCGAUCCUAUCGUUUAAUGCCGCCUCUAAAUUCCCCAUCGAUUUUGUUGAAUUUGACGUUCAGGUUACAAAGGACAACUUCCCGGUCAUAUUCCACGACGAUUUUAUUCUCUCUAUAAAUAACGGCACUGUUUUUGAGAAAAGAAUCACAGAGUUAUCCCUCCCGGAAUUCCUGUAUUACGGUCCCCAAAAUGAUUCCCAGGAGGGAAAUUGCUUGCUUAGAAAAACUCAUGAUGGGAAGAUUGUCAAUUGGAAUGUUGAAACAGACGAUAGGCUUUGCACUCUGGAAGAAGCUUUUCAGAAAGUGGAAUCAUCUUUAGGCUUUAAUAUCGAGUUGAAAUUUGACGACCACAUUGUUUAUGAUCAUAGUUACCUUACUAGUGUUCUUCAGGCAAUCUUACAGGUGGUCUUUGAGAAUGCUAAAGAGAGGCCCAUCAUCUUCUCUACCUUCCUGCCAGAUGCAGCAUUGCUCGUCCGAAAGUUGCAGGCGACAUAUCCUGUUUUCUUCUUGACAAAUGGGGGAACCGAGCUGUAUCAUGAUGUGAGGAGAAAUUCUUUGGAGGAAGCUUUGAAACUUUGCUUGGAAGGUGGAUUGCAGGGGAUAGUAUCAGAAGUCAGGGGAAUUUUUAGAAAUCCAGGGACUGUUAAGAAGAUCAGAGAGUCAGAACUCUCCCUCUUAACCUACGGAAAACUGAACAAUGUGGCAGAAGCAGUUUACAUGCAGCAUUUGAUGGGAAUAGAGGGGGUGAUAGUUGAUCUUGUGCAAGAAAUGACAGAGGCGUUGGCGGAUCUUAUAACGUCGACGAAGGUGAUCGGGACGGGAGAAGAAGGGAAGGAGGAAGGAAGUGAGGGAAAUGAAGGAAAGGUCAAAGCUGAAGGGGACAUAAAGCCUCAGUUCUCGGAGAGGGAGCUUUCAUUUCUUUUGAAGCUCAUCCCAGAACUGAUAGAGCUCUAACAUUACUUUACAUAUUACAUUACACAACCAAGAAGAAGCAGCUUUUUUCUUACUGUUGUAUAUAAUUUUUGAAGUCACUAAAAUU
Messenger RNA from Cucurbita maxima (winter squash), 1374 nucleotides. RefSeq names its product glycerophosphodiester phosphodiesterase GDPD1, chloroplastic-like. The record is from RefSeq and is a predicted model, not a curated record. Gene Ontology annotation, molecular function: phosphoric diester hydrolase activity. Gene Ontology annotation, biological process: glycerophospholipid catabolic process. Bases 120 to 1289 code for a protein of 389 amino acids. The transcript has 7 exons. Lineage: Eukaryota; Viridiplantae; Streptophyta; Magnoliopsida; Cucurbitales; Cucurbitaceae.